AACACUUAUCGGACUCCAGAAAGCCAGUGAGCAGAUCUGUUUCUGGACAGCCUCGGGGUUAAACUGCCCACACCCUGCAGUGAGAGGCUCAGGAGCUGUGUUCUGAGGAGCAGUAAUGGAUAUUUUAGCUUUAGAAGCCAAAGGGGGCAAGGUGGAGGCACCUCCACCGCCUGUCUCCACCAAACCCAGACCCAAACCGCCCAAAAAACCUAAACGAAUCGUCUACUUCGAGGUGGAGAUCCUGGAUGCCAGGACCAAGGAGAAGCUGCUCUUGUUGGAUAAGGUAGAACCGUCUGCCACUAUUUUGGACAUAAAAUCCAUGUUCCACAGAUCGAAUCAGCGCUGGUAUCCCGCCAGACAGUCGCUGUGCCUGGAGCCCAAGGGCAGGCCUUUGAAGGAUGAGGAAGUCCUGCAACAGCUACCUGUGGGAACCACGGCAACCUUCUACUUCAGGGACCUGGGGGCCCAAAUCAGCUGGGGAACAGUGUUCCUGGUAGAAUGCAUCGGGCCACUUCUCAUCUACCUGAUGUUCUAUUUCCGUCUGCCUUUCAUCUACAGUCCCAAGUACGAAUUCACGACCAGCAAACACUGGGUCGUGCACAUAGCUUGCCUGUGUCACUCCUUCCAUUACGUGAAGAGGAUCCUGGAAACUCUUUUCGUCCACCGCUUCUCCCAUGCUACCAUGCCGCUCCGCAAUAUUUUCAAGAACUGUUUGUAUUAUUGGUGCUUUGCGGCGUGGAUGGCCUAUUACAUAAAUCAUCCUCUCUACACCCCACCAUACUACGGGGAGCAGCAGGUGAAAAGCGCGCUGGUGGUGUUUCUGUUUUGCCAGCUGGGGAAUUUCUCGAUCCACGUCACUUUACGCAAUCUCAGACCACCCGGCGCCAAGACGAAGAAGAUUCCGUACCCGACUAAGAAUCCGUUCACGUGGAUCUUUGCAGUCGUUUCAUGCCCAAAUUACACAUAUGAGGUGGGCUCGUGGCUGGGGUUCACCGUGAUGACGCAGUGCAUCCCUGUGGCCGCAUUCACUGCCGUUGGCUUCGUGCAGAUGACCGUGUGGGCCAGAGGCAAGCACCGCACCUACCUGAAGGAGUUUAAGGAGUACCCAUCUCUACGCUCACCCAUCCUGCCCUUUGUCCUGUAGCCUGGCAUGCACGCACACCCACACGCGAGUACUGUAUCUCAAAGUAAGGCUUGAAUUCAGAGCAUGUCCCCUGAACACUGAUAUUUAUGAGCAUAACGAGCAAAUGAAUCCUGAUGUUUCUAAUCUGAAAAAAUGUAGCGCAUGCAACCCCUGCUGUUACCAUUCAUGGACUGCAAAGGCAUCGGUGGAGACACUGAAAUACCAUCCAGAUAAUUAGUUAGAAAACAAUUAAUCUGGGGUCUGUUAUGACAGACCUUAUGGUCCUUAUGAACCCUGACAAAACAUUGCUCAAAUGGUUGAACAGGAAUCUACACUCACUACUUACACGGAAAGGCAAACUAAAAUAGGUUGACCGGAUAUCUAUUUAAAAAAAACAAAAACAAAAAAACACUGCCUGUAGAGGUAAGCUACAACUAAACCAGUACACCCUCACAUCUUUAAAUGUUACAUCAGAAUAUAUAUUUUUAUACAAUUAAAAACAAAAACCAUCAACACGUGUAAUUGGAAUAGUGGCUUCUAAUGCUCUCUGAAGAACAAUAAAGGCACCAGUGCUGAUGUUAACCUGGAGUGUGCCAGUAACACUCUGAGUUAUGUGAUUAAACAGACACAUUA
Molecule: messenger RNA, 1756 nt
Organism: Electrophorus electricus (electric eel)
Lineage: Eukaryota; Metazoa; Chordata; Actinopteri; Gymnotiformes; Gymnotidae
Source: RefSeq, a predicted model, not a curated record